This is a messenger RNA of Diachasmimorpha longicaudata, 4515 nucleotides long. RefSeq lists its product as uncharacterized. Gene Ontology annotation, molecular function: DNA helicase activity. The record is from RefSeq and is a predicted model, not a curated record. Gene Ontology annotation, biological process: DNA repair; telomere maintenance. NCBI's taxonomy places the organism in Eukaryota, Metazoa, Arthropoda, Insecta, Hymenoptera, Braconidae. The transcript has 3 exons. Bases 1 to 4515 code for a protein of 1504 amino acids.
AUGCCCAGAAGAAAGAUCCAACGAACACCAGAAGAAGAAGCAGAAUUGAAAAAGGUAAGGCGUGAAAAGAAUACAGCCCAGCAGAAAUUACGUCGACAAAAACGUCGAGUUGAUCAGAUGGCUAACCUUCGGGGUCAUAGAAUUGACCUAAAUAUUCCCAUACAACAUUCAGUCAAACAGCCAACCAUUAAAGAUUCGGUAGUUUGUUCAGAAUGGAUUCCCUUACAAGCAAAACGCAUGUCAACGGUGUCAGGAAUCGUUAAUACAAAUAUUGGAAAUACAGGUCCCAGGCUAGAAAGAAGUGAAAGAAGUAUUGCUGAACACUAUAUAGGACCCAUGGACAUGAUUUGUUGUCAUUGCAACGCGAAGCAUUUUGCAUUUGAGCGAACGUCAGGUAAGAAAGAUUCAUUCCAGAGUUGUUGUGGUCACGGAGCGGUGAGAUUAGAAUCUUUACCUGAACCACCAGGAAUAUUGCGUGAAUUAUUCGACGGCAAGCAUGAAAAAUCCAAUCAUUUUCUUCAGCGUAUACGUAGUUAUAAUAAUUCUUUUGCAUUCGCUUCGUUCAAUGCAAAUUUGGUGAAUUUUGAUGAAAGACGCCCUGGACCAUAUUGUUUUAAAAUUAACGGCCAAAUUUAUUACCAGAUUAAUACGAGUUUGUACCCUUCUGAAAGUGAAUGUCCUUCAUAUGGUCAGCUCUUCAUAGUUGAUCAAAAUGAAGCAACUGAUGUUCGAUGCAAUCAAAUGUCAACGUUGGAUGCAGAAUUGGUAGGUGAAAUCGAUAGCGCACUUCGGGAAUGCAAUGACUUUGCACGAUCAUAUCAAAUGAUGCACGAGGAACUAUUGCAAUCGAGACUAAAUUCUAGAGAAUCAGGAGUGGAACCUGAGAUGCAACUAUUGUUUUCUUUGAAACCAGGCAUGGAUCGUGGACGAUAUAAUCUCCAGAAGAUUAAUGAAGUCGCAGCGAUAUUCACUACUACUGCGGACGGCGAAAUCCCAGAGUCUUACGUUUCAAUCCGUGUCAAAGCUACGAAAGAACUCACGUAUAUCAGCACCAUGGAUCCCAAUGUUGAACCGUGGAUUUAUCCACUGUUCUAUCCCAACGGAACUCGAGGAUGGCACGACAAAAUGCCAUUGACGAACAGGUCUGGACGAGUUACUCGCAAUGCUUAUACAAAGUACAGAAUGGCUGACAGAGACGACAAUGUGAUUCUCAAAGGCGGCAGAUUAUUCCAACAAUGGAUUGUUGACAGCUACGUCAAAGUUGAGAGAGACCGUUUGACAUUUGAUAGAAAUAAUCAAGAAAAGCUACGUUCUGACACGUAUCAAGGUUUAAGAGAUCAUUUACAAAGAAGAGCAAAUGAAUCUCAUGGUCGAGUUGGAAAAAUGGUCAUUCUUCCUUCAUCAUUUGUGGGUUCUCCACGCAACAUGAUGCAGCACUAUCAAGAUGCCAUGUCAAUUGUAAGGAAAUUCGGUAAACCGGAUCUCUUCAUUACGAUGACGUGCAAUCCAAACUGGCGUGAAAUACAAGAAAAUUUAUUACCCGCUCAAACACCAUCUGAUCGACCUGAUUUAGUUUCACGUGUUUUUCACAGGAAAAAAGAUGAGUUGAUGAAAAAAACCAUCAUAAAAGAUAAAUUGUUCGGCGAAGUGCUUGCAUACGUGUAUGUCGUUGAAUAUCAGAAACGAGGUUUACCUCAUGUGCACAUAUUAUUAACGUUGAAACAGAAUCACAAAAUAACUACUCCAGAUGUAGUUGAUAAAUAUAUUUCUGCAGAAAUUCCAAAUCCAGACGAAGAUCCCACGUUACAUCAAAUCGUAAUGAAGAACAUGAUUCACGGUCCAUGUGGCAGUUGGUGUAAAAACGAAAAAGGUAAGUGUACGAAACAUUUCCCCAAAGAUUUUCAAGCCGAAACUACCCUAGAUGAAAACGGUUAUCCUACGUAUCGUCGCAGAAACACUGGUGUUUAUAACCGUGGAAAUGGACAAACAAUUGACAAUAAAUUUGUAGUUCCCUAUAAUCCCACACUAUUGAAAUUAUACAAUUGUCAUAUCAACGUUGAAGUCGUUUCAUCUAUCCAAUCGGUAAAGUAUCUAUAUAAAUAUGUUUACAAAGGCCAUGAUGCGGCGGCCGUUGAGAUUACCGAUCCUGGUUAUGGUGAAAAUGUGAUCGAUCAUGAUGAAAUUCGUAAUUUCGUGGAGGCUCGAUAUGUCAGCCCAGUCGAAGCCAGUGAUCGUAUAUUAAGUCAUAUAUUACAAGAAAAAAGUCAUUCAAUCGUGAGAUUACCUGUGCAUCUACCUAAUCAACAGACUCUAACCAUUUCCGAUGUAGCCGAUGAUGAAGCUAUAAGGUCUGCAUUGCAAAAAGAAACAAUGUUGAUGGAUUAUUUCACUCUAAAUCAACGAGAUCCCGAAGCUAGGAAGUUCACUUAUUCAGAAAUUCCGUCCCAUUACGUUUUCAAGAAAAAUCGAGAUUCAGGGAUCUCAAGAUGGGAGAAACGGAAAGCUCAAUUCAAUGUUAUCGGACGAAUGUAUUCGGUAGCUCCCACUCAAAUUGAAUUGUUUCAUCUGCGAUUAUUAUUGAUAAAAAGCAACGGAGCAAUUAGUUUUGAGGAUUUGAGAACUGUUAAUGGACAUCUGUAUGAUACGUAUCUCAGUACCUGUCUAGCAUUAGGACUUAUCGCAGAUGAUACAGAAUGGGAACGAGCAAUGACAGAUGGCGAAAUAUGGAUGAUGCCUCGACAACUCCGUCGUCUGUACGCUCGAAUUUUGAUAUAUUGUCAGCCAAACCAACCAGAAGAAUUAUGGUUGAAAUUCAAAGAUGCCAUGUCUCAAGAUUUUCAACGAGAUGCCGAUGUUCAAACAGCUGAAAGAAGAGCGUAUGCUGAAAUCAAUACAUUUCUCACUCAAGAAGGUUCAGACUUGAGUCGUUUUCCUACCAUGCCUACGAUGGAAGAGGUGCCAAAUAAUAUUACCGAGUCCAUAGAUGCAGGAAUGCUCCAACAGCAUACAGAAAUUGGUCUUGAUCAAUAUCGAAGAUUGAACGUCAAGCAGAAGGAAAUUGUGGAUAAAAUUUUCGAUGUAGUUUCUUCGGAGGUAAAUAAUUCGUCAAAUACAUGUUUUUACAUUGAUGGUCCCGGUGGUUCAGGUAAAACAUUUAUUUACACCACAAUCUAUCAUAUACUGACAGGAAGAGGAAAACAAAUUUGCACAAUGGCGUUUACAGGUAUUGCGGCAAUAUUACUACCGCAUGGGAGAACUGUGCAUAAAACUUUUGGUAUGCCGGUUCCUCUUUUCUCCCAUUCUGUUUCAAACAUUAAGAAUCAGUCUCAAAACGCUGAUUAUCUACGAGGAGUUGAUGUUUUCAUCUGGGAUGAAGCUCCAAUGGCACCGAGAUACGCUUUGGAAUUGGUCGAUCGAACACUUCGUGACUUUACGAAUGUGAACCUGCCAUUCGGAGGAAAAAUUAUGAUUUUGGGCGGUGAUUUCAGGCAGUUAUUACCAGUGAAAACUCACGCUACUCGCUCUGAGAUGGUCAAUUUAUCGAUCAAAUUCAGUGUGUUGUGGAAACAUUUUUCCAUAUUUGCACUGACUGAAAAUAUGCGUACUCUCCCAGGAGAAAUUGAGUUCUCCAGAUAUCUUCUUUCUGUAGGUGAUGGAUGUUCAACUGAUGCCAGCAAUAAUUUGUUAGCACCAGAACAGUGUAUAGCUCCACGAACAGCUGAUAUAGUUGUAUCAACAUGCAAAGAACUCAUAGAGAAGAGAAAAUUCGAUGAAUUUGCAAAUGUCGCAAUACUCUCUGCACGAAACAUUGAUGUUGAAGAAAUAAACAAUCGAGUUGUAGAACACUUCGAUAAAACAACGGAAAAGAUUUAUACCAGCAUAGACAGUGUGAAAAACUGUGACAAUGGAGAUAUUUCAGAUGCAAUACUCCCAGAGUAUUUGAAUUCAUUAAGUCCACCAGGUUUCCCGCCGCAUGAGUUGAAACUUAGACACAACUGUAUCGUUAUGCUCAUUCGAAAUCUUAGUAUCAAUGAAGGAUUGUGUAACGGUACACGGCUACAAAUUUUAGAACUCGCAAAUAAUCUCCUACGAUGUCGAAUUCUCACGGGCGACAAGGCCGGAGAGAUCGUUUUCAUUCAUCGCAUCAUUCUCUAUUGUGAGGACGUCUACCCUUUUACAUUCCAACGUCGACAGUUUCCUAUCAAACUGGCAUUCGCGAUGACAAUCAACAAAAGUCAAGGACAAACAUUCAAUAGAAUUGGACUCGAUCUUCGAAAAGAUGUCUUCAAUCAUGGAAUUAGAUAUGAGAGUUGCGAUCAUACCUUUAAGUACUUGGACAGUCACUUACACUUAGUUAAAAUUUUGCAAUAUAUAAAAACUCAAUAUUUUCAUCAUAGUUUCCUGAGCGCAUUCCGAAACGAUUGCCUAGAUUAUGGAGGUUCUAUCUACACCAAUGUUGAGUUACACGUUAUUAAUUCAGUUUCGGUCCCCAGUACAUUUCGAAAUGUUCAUUAA